Messenger RNA from Eruca vesicaria subsp. sativa (arugula), 246 nucleotides. The record is from the annotation of a GenBank genome assembly. NCBI's taxonomy places the organism in Eukaryota, Viridiplantae, Streptophyta, Magnoliopsida, Brassicales, Brassicaceae.
AUGGUGGGAAGUGGAGCUCCACAGAGAGGAAGUGCAGCUGCAGCUGCAAGCAUGCGUAGGAGGAAGCCUAGUGGAAGUGGUGGAGGAGCCUCUGGUGGUGGUGCAGCAGGAUCCAUGCUUCAGUUCUACACCGAUGACGCACCCGGUCUCAAGAUCUCCCCUAAUGUUGUCCUUGUUAUGAGCAUCGGUUUCAUUGCUUUUGUUGCUGUCCUUCAUGUCAUGGGGAAGCUCUACUUUGUCAAGUGA